AAUAAAUACAACGUAUCUAUGAAGACUCAGAGCAUCCGGACUACAGAGCAUCAAAACACAAACCCUCCCGUCACCAACAACACACCACUACCUCCUUUUUCAGCUGCCGACAACAUCCUGCCCGCUACUUCCUCCCUUUCCUCCGCUUACAACCUUGCCUUCCUUUUCCUUCUUCCUUCUUCCCUCUUUCCUUCAUCUUCUACAAAGCACCAAACUCUUGUUGCAGUGUUUUCUUUUUUCAACGCACUUCUCCACUUGUGUCAACUAUUUUCUAUUUUCUUUUUCAAGAUUUCUCAAUAGUCAAUUGUAUUCCAUUUAGUGCCACCAAAAUUUUUUUUUGAUUUGGGUGCUAAAAGAAGUGAAGGAUUUGAUUGUUGAGCUGAAUCAUCAUGAUUUUUGUGGGUGGACUUCCCUUCUCUCCCAACUCUUCUUCUUCUUCUUCUUCAAUGCCGUCUCAGUCUCAGCCAAUAGAUUUGUUGGUGGCAUUGAUGGAACACCCCAUUCUAAUGUCUGCAACACAUUCUUUCAAGUCUAUCCAGGAGCGGAGAGUCUCAGCAUCCAUGGAUUCCGAGUUAACAACAUCAUCAAACAACCCUAAAUACGUCUACUUAUUCCAGAGAGAAUACGCUACUGUUGAUCCUGCACUUGUCCAUUACAUUGGCACUGAUGAAGCAACAACUUGUGUGGGUCUCGUCAUUCGGAAUCGGAAAAAUGGGAUAACCUCUGUUGCCCAUAUGGAUUCUCCAAAAUCUGUGGAUAUUGGCUUCAUCCAGAUGUUAUCACUAGUUGUUGAUCAAAAUUCUGAUGCUGAUUUGGAUGUGCAUUUAGUUGGUGGUUUUGAAGAUGUUUCACCUAAUCAUGCUAACGACAGCACUAUAUCAGAAGGGAAUGCGAGAGUGGAUGGUUUUUCCUUUCCUUUGUGUAGAAAAAUAGUUGAAACUAUGCAGAAAAGACAGGAAAAUUUUCAUGUACAGACUCUAUGUGUUCUUGGACAUAACACCAAAAGGGAUUCUCAAAGAAAUGCGUAUCCCAUUUUCAAUGGGUUCCUGGUAGAACCUUCUUCUGGAUCCCUCAUCCCCGCCAGGUUUGAUAGAACUUUACGAUGUCCAGAUGAAAUUGUCCGGAGACUUCGAGUCUCUGCUUCGUAUGAAGACUCCAGUUUGCAUGGGAAAUUACUGGAUACUUAUGACACUAAAACUGAUCGAAUUGUUAUUGCUCCUUGCAGUUGGACCAGACGCCUAGUAAAUUUUGUUUUGUCACUGCAAAGUCUUUCUGACUCUGAAAUCCUUGCUAGACACUCUACUUCACCUUCUGCUGAGGGUCCAGACUUUGUGGAUAAUGAAAGAAGGGUCUGGAACUAUCUGAUUAAGCAUCCAGAUUGGAAAACAACUUUUCCCAUGAGGCAACCACGGGUUUUUGAGAGGACAGAUGAAGGAGGCUGGAAAAGUGCUGAUUUUCAUCACAUGGAUAGUGGUUGCAAAUCCUAGUUCAUAGCAUACCAUGCAAAUUCCAUUGAAGAAGUCUGGUUUAUGUACCCUAUUAUUUUCUUUUAUAUUUGAUGUUGUCAAGAUGAAAUAAAGAAUUUAGUAUUCUACCAACAAUUCAGGUGGCUCUUAGUAUGUAGCCUAAUAUUUAUGCAAGCUUCUUUGUCGCUUUUGUAUGCUAUCAUAGAGUUACACAUGGCUGUCUUAAGAUGUUAACAGUGAAAAGCAUGACCACCACCUCUGUAUUGACAAGUUAACAGUGUAAGUUAGCUUUCCCUUUCAAUUUUGAUUGAAUCGGUUCUCCUAGUUUUUGAGCAGAUGAUUAGUAUCUUCAAUGGAUGCUUCCACAUUUUCCAUGGACAUGUCCAAGAUACCUUAAUUACCGGUAUUGAAUUGUCAAUUGUGUAAAUAAAUAACAGUGCCAUAUU
Molecule: messenger RNA, 1912 nt
Organism: Durio zibethinus
Lineage: Eukaryota; Viridiplantae; Streptophyta; Magnoliopsida; Malvales; Malvaceae
Product: protein N-terminal asparagine amidohydrolase family protein
Biological process (GO): ubiquitin-dependent protein catabolic process
Cellular component (GO): nucleus
Molecular function (GO): protein-N-terminal asparagine amidohydrolase activity
Source: RefSeq, a predicted model, not a curated record